Messenger RNA from Brassica oleracea var. oleracea, 777 nucleotides. RefSeq lists its product as uncharacterized. The record is from RefSeq and is a predicted model, not a curated record. The coding region runs from base 29 to 760 and encodes 243 amino acids. Gene Ontology annotation, molecular function: protein dimerization activity. NCBI's taxonomy places the organism in Eukaryota, Viridiplantae, Streptophyta, Magnoliopsida, Brassicales, Brassicaceae. The transcript has a single exon.
GGAAAACCAGCACGUGGAGGAUACAGAUAUGACACAGGAAAAACCAGCGGAAGAAGUAGCUCAGGAGGCACAAUUGGUGGAGGAGAAGCAUGCUGACGAUGACAUUCUUGUUACGGAAGUAGGAGAUGAGACACAACUGAUUGAGGAAAUGGUGGAUAACACUGAACCAGUUGAGCAAGUUGCUCAGGUGGUGGAAGAGAAGCAUGGUGACAUUCAGCCUGUAGAGGAAAUAAUAGAGGACACUCAGCCAGUUGAGGAAAUGGCACAAGCAGUGGAGCCCAUCCCCGAGCACAGCAAAAACGGUGAUUCUCAGUCACAUGCAAUUCCACCGCAGGAACAAGCUGCGUUUACAAUCUCUCAAGAAGGUCACCACCACGUUGACGUCCUUCUCCAGGAAGGCCAUCACCUUGAAGCAUCUUCGCAGGAGUUCCCCCUCGUUACCGUUGGAGAUGGAUUCUCAGACUUUGAGCUUUACAUCUCUGAGGUUGGGAGUCGGGAGCAGAUGAAAUCGGAGCUCGACAAAUACCUGGAGGAAUCUUUGAUACCGCGAUCUCCGGACUUUGAGGUUUUGGGCUGGUGGAGCCUGAACCGAACCAAGUACCCUACCCUCUCCAAGAUGGCAGCUGAUGUCUUGUCCUUACCAUUUUGCACUGUCUCUCCUGAUUCUGUUUUUGACACUCAGGUGAAAAAGAUGGACAACUACAGGAGCUCUCUUCUGCGCCAAGGAUUGGCUCAUGCACGGUUCCGCCUCAGAGAAUAAUAAUAUGAAGAGGGAAC